AUGAUUUCACUAAGUACUACAAUUAUUUGUAGAGUUGCUUUUGGUAUUAGGUUUGAUGAAGAAGCACAUGAAAAGAGGAAAUUUGAUGAACUUUUAGAAGAAUCUGCAACAAUGUUGACUAGCUUUUAUGAUUCUUUUCUUUAUUUAGAUUGGAUUGAUAAAUUCAUUGGAUUGACAAAUAGACUUGUGAAGAAUUUCAAGAAGUAUGAUGAGUUUUAUGAAGAACUCAUUGAGAAGCAUCUCGAUCCCAAUAGUCCAAAAUCCAUAGAAGGGGACAUUCUUGAUCUUUUGCUCCAAUUGAAGAAAGAUAAAUUAACACCAAUUGAUCUCACUUUUGAGGACAUAAAAGCAACUGUCAUGAAUGUAUUACUUGCAGAAUCAUAUACUAGUGCUGCUGCAUUACUAUGGACAGUGACAGCCUUCAUGAAGAAUCCAAAAGCUAUGAAAACAGUUCAAGAAGAAAUCAGAAAAUCAGUAAAGAAAGGCGGUAUUUUGAAUGAAUAUGAAAUCCAAAAUCUUCCCUAUUUCUAUUCCUCCAUAUCGGAUGGCUCCUAUAGAACUCAAAGAGAUCAAUGCUCAGUUUCAGGAUCUCUUAGCACUCUUGGGCUCGUUGUGUCCAAGGAUAGUAUCAUUGUAGAUCCGGAGAAUAUUGAGGCUAUUCGCGAUUGUUCUAAGCCCACAUUGAUUACUGUGGUUCAAAGUUUCAUCGAAUUGUGGUAUGAAGAGUGUGAGAUGAGCUAUAGGAAGCUCAAGGAGUUUUUGACCACUACUCCCAUAUUAACUCUUCCAUUUCAGAACGAGGGUUCCACGAUAUAUUGUGAUGCAUUUGGCAUUUUUUUGGGUUGUAUAUUUAAGCAGCAGGGCUGGGUUAUUGUUAAUACAAUAACGCAACUUAAGUUGACUGAGUGA
This is a messenger RNA of Solanum tuberosum (potato), 909 nucleotides long. Its product is annotated as cytochrome P450 83B1-like. Lineage: Eukaryota; Viridiplantae; Streptophyta; Magnoliopsida; Solanales; Solanaceae. The record is from RefSeq and is a predicted model, not a curated record. Bases 1 to 909 code for a protein of 302 amino acids. The transcript has 4 exons. Gene Ontology annotation, molecular function: monooxygenase activity; heme binding; oxidoreductase activity, acting on paired donors, with incorporation or reduction of molecular oxygen.